This is a messenger RNA of Exophiala bonariae, 1284 nucleotides long. RefSeq lists its product as uncharacterized. The transcript has a single exon. The record is from RefSeq and is a predicted model, not a curated record. NCBI's taxonomy places the organism in Eukaryota, Fungi, Ascomycota, Eurotiomycetes, Chaetothyriales, Herpotrichiellaceae. The coding region runs from base 1 to 1284 and encodes 427 amino acids. Gene Ontology annotation, molecular function: protein binding; 6-phosphogluconolactonase activity.
AUGGCGGCAGAAGAACCGCAAUCCCACGAUUUCUUCGUGGGCACAUUCAACACGCCACAUCUCUACACACUGCGGUUCACACCACCAACGUCGAAAUCCACAUCAACAUCAACAUUACCACCAUCAUCGCGCAACGAGGGCUCACUGAAGAUCCUACAUAAAUCCAAAGUUAUCGGCUCGCACAGUUGGCUGCAUCUCCACCGAGCACGCCCGGACGGCACCCGGAAUCUCUACGCCACCGCGUGGACCGAGCCGCCCUCUGUGGUCGCCUACGCCGUCGAUUCACCGACAUCAGUCCGUCUGCUUAACACGGCUCCGACGAGAUCACGCAGCGGCUAUGUCGCUGCCAGUGACAUCGCUCUGUAUUCGGCAGGAGGUGCGACCGGAGAAGUCUACAGCCUCGACCCGAAGACAGGCGCGAUCGUGUCUCCGGCUGGCGAACCCAAUGGAGCAGACGCCUCCAACGGGACUUCGACAACGACGACGACAACGAUAAAGCCACUCCAGGACCUAUCAUUCGUGGAUACAUCCACCUCACAGCGCGACGACGGCUCCGUGAUGGAUUUCGGAGGUCUGCGACACGGCGCACACAGCGCGGACCUGUCGCCCGGAGAGGACACGAUGUACGUGGCAGACAUCGGACGGAACUGCAUCUGGACGUACUCGGUGUCCGCAUCAGACGGCUCACUCAAGCUGGAUGAGAAGUACAUCUCGCCGCGCGCUAACGACGGGCCCCGCCACGUGUGGCCGCAUCCGGCCGGACGGAUCGUGUAUUGCCUGCAGGAGCAUACGAGCAUGGUGGAUGUCUUCUCGACGACGAAAGGCGACGCCGGCACCACGAGCCUGCAGCAUGUCCAGGGCGUGCGGAUCAUUCCGUCCGAAGAGCACGAGCGCGAGUUCUGGGCUGAUGAGGUGCGCACGAGUUUGUCGAAUGGAGAGAAGCCGCAAUAUCUGUAUGCGAGCACUAGGGGCUUGGAGAAGGGGAAGAAGGGCUAUGUCGCCGUGUAUGCGCUCGGAGAGGAUGGAUAUGUCGAUCAGUCCGCAGGCUCUGGAGGUGACGAGCGCUAUGCCGGUCUCCUCGACAUGUACACGACGCCUACGAGCGGUGGGUGGGCGAAUGCCGUCCAGCCGGGUCCGACGGUUGACGGGGUCGAGUAUCUGGCGUUGACGGAUAGUGACGAGGGGUUCGUGUUUGUGCUGUCCUGGGAUGGAAAGAGAAUCUCCGAGGUUGCCAGGGUCAAUCUGGGUGACGGCGAGGGUGCUGCGACUGCGGUUUGGCUGUGA